AAUCACCUGCGGAUCUGAAGUUUGCGACACCACUUUUCAAUCUACAUUAUUUAUUACAAGAUAGAAGGUUUUGAUUAGGGGAAUUAUUGGAUCGCCUUUUUCCUUUCUGGUCUCACUCCGUUCAUCCACGGAAUCGUUUUAACUUCAACUAUAUCUGCCCCGCAGUCCGUCGCUAUGUCGGCUACGCAACCUUCCAAUGUGGUCCCAGUCAAGGACGACGAUGCGCGAUCGUCUGCCUCGGAGGAUUCUGAUAUCAGCAACGAGGAGGGAUGGGAGGACGUUGAACCCGAUGACGAGACCCAGCCCGUGGUGGGCUUGUUCUCCGAAAAAGUCUAUCCCGAUGUGCACGCCAUGUUGAAGGAGACCAAGGAGAAGUACAACUUCGAUCUGCAGAAGAUCCAAAGAGAGCUCGGUCUGGACUUCUUGGAAAAGAUCAAACUAGUCAACUACCUUCGAUCCCAGGUUAAGGCCGGGAACAUGUCCCCCGACGUGUCUACCAAAGAGAAAUUCGAAGACGAUGCCUACCUCAAACCCGUUCUCGAAGACGAUGCCCUCCUGUACAGCCUGGACGACAUUGAAGACACAGAAUCGGAAGCUCCCCGCGGCACCGAAGCGGAUAAGCGCGUUGUGGAGCUCCAGGAGGAACUCGAACGUCUCCAGAGCCAGUUCUUCGAAUACAGAACCGCCGUGCAGAAAUCUAUGGAAGACCAAUUGACCCAGGAAGACGAUAAAAUUGUCGCCGCUGGGCCAUCGACGCGGACGGCUCCCGGCAAGGCCGAGGAGAUUGAUGCGGAUUAUUUCUCGUCUUACUCUUACAAUGCGAUUCACGAGUCCAUGCUUAAGGAUAGCAUUCGCACCGAUUCCUACCGCGACUUUGUUUAUGAGAACAAGCACGUCUUCAAGGAUAAGGUUGUUUUGGAUGUUGGAUGUGGAACAGGAAUCUUGUCCAUGUUCUGCGCCAAGGCAGGCGCCGCCAAGGUCAUCGCGGUCGACAAUUCCAACAUCAUUGACCGGGCCAAGGAGAACAUCCACGAGAACGGUUUUGGCGAUGUCAUCACGUGCAUUCGUGGCAAGAUCGAAGAAGUCGAAUUGCCUGUGCCGCAGGUUGACAUCAUCAUCUCCGAAUGGAUGGGUUACUGCCUUCUGUUCGAAGCCAUGUUCGACUCCGUCAUCUACGCCAGAGACCGUUACCUCGCACCCGGGGGUCUCAUGGUGCCCUCGCACGCUACCCUCCACAUUGCCCCCUUCGCCGACCCAGACUUCGUCGCAUCGCACGUCUCCUUUUGGAACGAGGUCUACGGGUUCAAAAUGAAGAGCAUGCAGCUCGGCAUCUACGACGAAGCGCUCGUCCGCAGCGUGGAGCCGUCGGUCAUUCCCGCAGAGUCAACCGUUUUCCUUCCUCUCCCGCUGCACACGAUCACGGUCGAGGAGCUCUCGUUCCUGAAGGAGUUUGAGGUCACUCUGAAAGACGACAUCGACGCACUCGACGGUUGGUCCAUUUGGUUCGAUAUCUUCUUCAUGCCCUCGAGAGAUGCCCCCAUCGCGGACGAUGCUGUCGUUUCGGAAAUGAAGAAGAAGGGCAUCGUUUCCUUCACCACUGGGCCCUAUGGACCGGAGACUCACUGGCAACAGGGCGUCCUUCUCAUUGACCACGGCGAUAAGAAGCCUGUGGCCCUUAAGAAGGGCGAGACCAUCAAGGGCAAGGUCGGCUACCAGAAGAAGAGCGAGAAGUCUCGCUCUUUGAACCUGUCUAUUGAAUGGAGUGGAGAGAAUGCUGGGAGCGGGGCCCAGAAGUGGAGCUUGCAGUAAUUUGAAAGUCUCCAAUUAUUUGCUAGCUUCGCUUUAUAUAUAGAUUGGUUGGAACUGGCUUAUGGACGAUGGAAUGAUAUUGGGGGUAUAUAAAAAUAUGUUAUGCUUGAAUCUGGGUAUCUAAAUGAAGAAUUCUUG
Molecule: messenger RNA, 1947 nt
Organism: Aspergillus campestris IBT 28561
Lineage: Eukaryota; Fungi; Ascomycota; Eurotiomycetes; Eurotiales; Aspergillaceae
Product: protein arginine methyltransferase RmtB
Exons: 4
Coding region: 175-1809 (544 amino acids)
Biological process (GO): peptidyl-arginine methylation
Cellular component (GO): nucleus
Molecular function (GO): protein-arginine N-methyltransferase activity
Source: RefSeq, a predicted model, not a curated record